UAGCUGCACGCACACAGCGCAAUUCGCAAUGCUACAGUGGACUACAAUGUGAAAUUUCGCAGAAAUACGUCCCUCGCAUCGCUUUAUUUAUUGGCAAUUUUCGAGCCGUUCAGUUUGGAAUUAGAUCUUACAUCAAGGCAGAGGAAUCGGAAACACAUUCAUCAUGGACGGUAUGUCCAGUAUUGGUAAAGGUCGACAAUCACCUGACCAGUGCUCCCCGGCAUCCGGAUACUAUUCUAUGGGCUCUAUAUCGUCUAUCCAGUCACCCACCAGCACCAUGGGUUCCCCUCCCCCGAUGUCCAACUCUCGCAGCAUGGGUUCCCCACCCCUCAUCACUUCCCCACCCCCGCUGCAUGCAGGGAGUGGGGGGAUGUUGCACUCGCCGGCCAUGCAGUCUCCGACCCUCAGCAGCAUGGGUGGGUCGGGUGUGUCCUCCGUCUCCUCCCAGCAGGAAGACAUCAAGCCCUUGAUUGGCCCCUCAGGGAUCCCCACCCACCCGGUUCCUGGGUCCAUGAUGUCCCAUAUCUCCCUGUCGCCAUCCUCCAUGCUUAGCCAGGGGGCGCACUCGCCGCUGGGCAUGCCCGGCUCGUCACUGAACAAAGGCAUCUGUGCUGUCUGCGGAGACAGAGCUUCUGGUAAGCACUAUGGUGUCUACAGCUGUGAGGGGUGCAAAGGGUUCUUUAAGAGGACAGUGCGCAAGGAGCUGACUUACUCAUGUCGAGACGACCGGAACUGCAUCGUUGACAAACGCCAGAGAAACCGUUGCCAGUACUGUCGCUACCAGAAAUGCAUCGCCAUGGGCAUGCGAAGAGAAGCUGUGUGUCUUGCAGCUGUUCAGGAGGAGCGACAACGGAAGGACAAGUGUCAGGGAGAAGGGGAGGUUGAGAGCACCAGCUCCGUCAACAACGACAUGCCAGUGGAGAAAGUGCUAGAGGCAGAGCUGGCCGUAGAGCCCAACACAGACACGUAUGUCGACACGCCGCACGACCCUGUUACCAACAUUUGCCAGGCAGCGGACAAGCAGCUCUUCACGUUGGUGGAGUGGGCCAAGCGAAUUCCCCAUUUCACGGAACUACCUCUUGACGAUCAAGUCACCCUCCUCAGAGCCGGCUGGAAUGAGUUACUGAUUGCUGCGUUCUCGCACCGCUCCAUCGCUGUCAAAGACGGCAUCCUCUUGGCCACUGGUCUGCACGUGCAUCGGAACUCCGCCCACCAUGCGGGGGUGGGCACCAUCUUUGACCGGGUGCUGACGGAGCUGGUGGCCAAGAUGCGGGAGAUGAAGAUGGACAAGACAGAGCUGGGCUGCCUCAGGGCCAUCGUCCUCUUCAAUCCUGACGCCAAGAACCUGAACUCGGUGCAGAAGGUGGAGGAGCUUAGGGAGAAGGUGUAUGCCUCGCUGGAGGAAUACUGCCGGAUGCAGUACCCGGACGAGCCCGGCCGUUUUGCCAAGCUGCUGCUGCGUCUCCCCGCCCUGCGCUCCAUCGGCCUGAAAUGCCUGGAGCACCUCUUCUUCUUCAAGCUGAUCGGUGACACGCCCAUCGACACCUUCCUCAUGGAGAUGUUGGAGGCACCCAGCAACAGCUGAGCGAGUCAUCUCUGUGUCCAAAAAUCUGUGGUGGUUUGUUUGUCUGUUUUAUUUUGUUUGUUGAUUCAGUGUCGGGGGAAAAAAAACCAAAAAAAAAAAAAAAUCAGUCAAGAGGAAAAAAAAAGGCAAUUUGUGGUAUAUACAGAUGCAAUAUAGACUACAACCUGCCAAGGAGAAAGAUUUGCCAGCCACAUUUUGUGAUUGUUUUUGAAGCCCAUUUGGGCCCUCGGUGAUCCAUAUAUUAUCACUCUCAAGGUGAGCAAAGAGAAUCGCUGAAGACAUUUCACAGUUUGGCCACUGGAACCGGGACAGUGUUUGGAUAGACAAACAUUCAACAUCCUUUUUUGUAAAAUUUAGAUAAAUAGGCACGAAGAUAAGGUACCAUUAAUGAACAUGUCCAAAUGUUUGCGGAAAGAGUAUACUCUGCAUAAUACUAAACAGGCUUUGUCGGAAUUGAAAGGAAAAGAACUGGAUUCUGUUGUAUGUGAAUAUCAGUGAAUUUUUUUUUUCAUGGGUCGAUGGAGUUGCUUUAUGGUGGCACCGUGUAGUCUUUGCAGUCUGUCCUAUAGAAUCUUCCCUGCAAAAUUUUGGUCAUUCAAAAGUGACUUACAAAUUGUCAGUGUCCCAUUUACAUGUUGAAUUUAAUAAUACGAACUACCUAAUGUCAUCCA
Acanthaster planci (crown-of-thorns starfish) is the source of this 2256-nucleotide messenger RNA. Its product is annotated as retinoic acid receptor RXR-alpha-B-like. The record is from RefSeq and is a predicted model, not a curated record. Gene Ontology annotation, cellular component: nucleus. Gene Ontology annotation, biological process: regulation of DNA-templated transcription. Lineage: Eukaryota; Metazoa; Echinodermata; Asteroidea; Valvatida; Acanthasteridae. Gene Ontology annotation, molecular function: sequence-specific DNA binding; zinc ion binding; nuclear steroid receptor activity.